AAGUGCAAUGAAGUUCUCCCAGAAAUAAAGAAAUCAGAAUACAAGUGCUGCCAACAAAGUUAUGCUCCAAAUUUAAAACAGAAAUGUUUUUCCAGAUACUGUUGUGUCAGUGGUCUAGAAUUGGUAAAAAUCUGAAACAUUUUUCACACAAGGAAAUUAUACUGAAUGGGAAAAAAUGUUUAAUACAAUAAUUCAGGGAGGCAAGCUUGUUAACCAGCACUAUCUCUGUUCAUAUUAAAAUUUCAGAUUUUAAAAUUACUAACAGUCAUGUGAGCACUGGAACUCAGAAAAUACAGCAAACUAUUAUUUGUCCUUCUGUAUUUGCAACCACUACUUCAUUUUAUUUUAUUUUUUUUUAAACUUGGCUGCAAUGAAAUACUAUAUUUCUAAGCUUGGAAUGCAAGUACGUUUACACUGUGGCCUACCAGAGAAACAAGAACAUUGGUAAGACCUAUUCAGUGUUAAAAUGUAAUUGUAUAGAAGAUGCGAAGUCUCUCUCAGUUGGAAUAAUAUUAGUAGUCUUGAACGAAACACCCCGUUAUACACAUCAGAAAGUCUUUUUUAAAAAAAAAAAGCGUCUCGAAACAGCAGUAUUUGCUGCAGUAUUGCAGUAAACUCUCAAGCAAAUCAUCUUCAGAGAUGCUAGAACACAUAAAAUUUCCCUCAACUCCAAAUGAUUGUUUUCUUUAGCAUGAAGGUCAUAGAAAAUGCUUAAUUUCAUUACCUCAGACUAUCUAAGGAAACAUUCCCAGCAGAAAACUUGCCUUUUCCUGUAGUCUUUUACUGUCCAGUCUGGAGAAAAAUCCCAAACAAGCUGGAGUACGUAUUCUAAAUAACUACUACUUACUUCACACAUGUUUUAUAAACUUAAUAAAAAGAAAGCCAUUUUCUAUUUUACAGAGCAAUAAAUCUGAAUUUUCAGAAGUGUCUUGCAAAGAUGUCUCAGAGAAGCACAAAACAGUUCAUUGGGAAAGGACCUCCAAAGAUCAUCAGGUCCAAACUUCAAUGGAAAAUGGGGCCUAUAUGAGACUACACAGCAUCCUUUGCAAGAGUACCUUGAAAACCUACAGAUAGGAAUUUUAUCACAUUAUUGGUUGCUGCAGUAAUGAUUGUUAUCACUGUAAAAAAACUGCUUUCUUAUAUCAAGGCAAAACUUCUCCCAGUGUAGCUUGUAGCUUUUGACACUUGCUUUCCUCCACUGAUUGUAGGUUAAGACUUGUACUGUUACAGCUACCUUGUGAUCUAUGCUCCAGUUACGCUGGCAAAGUCACAGGUGAAGAAGGUAAUAAGAACCUCUACCUUGUCAUAAUUAUUAACAACCAGCUUUGCUGUCUGUUUAUCAGUGGGAAUAUGUCUUCCCUGUGCACUUCUGCUUUGCUCAUGUAACUAAAGAAACCUUUCUCAUUUCUGUCAUCUAAGGCAAUUUCCAGCCUUGAUCCUUAGCUUCCCCGAUGGCAACUUUGCAUGCCCUAGCAACAUUUCUGUAGUCCUUAAUGCAUAGCGGGUCACUUCUCCAUAGAUUGUAUGCUUCUUUUUUGCUUUUAAGCACACAGAGAAGCUCAUUAUUUAGGAAGGGUGGCCUCCUGUUCUGUCUCCUCCCCUUCCCUUUGUAGGGGAUGGAAUGUUGUAAUUCUGAAGGAUUGUUAUCGAAUAAUUCCCAGCACUUACAAGCUUCUUUGACCUGCACAGAUGCCUACCAAGGAAUCCCUCAUAGCUGGGUGCUAAGCAUCCUGAAGUUGGAACUUCUAAAAUCAAAAACAAAUGCCAGGAGAGCAGUAGAUAGAGGAUACGUACACAUGCUUUUAACAAUUUACGUUGAUUGGCACCGUCAUGAUAGUCGACACAGAUAUAUGCUGAUACGUAAAGGAGUUUUACAGUGCAUUAAGAGUGUAACAAACAUCAAAUUGGGAAGAAAAGCAUUCAUUGAUGCAAAUGGGAUGAAAAUUCUUUAUAACACUUCACAAGAGUGCCUUGCAGUAAGAACUCUUGAUCCACUUGUCAACACAUCCAGCCUAAUAAUGAGAAAAUGUUUUCCUAAAAAUCGUCUUCCUUUACCAACUAUUAAAAGUGCUUUUCACUUCCAACUCCCAGUUAUUCCUUCCAGUGGUCCUGUGGCUCAAAUGUACAGUUUGCCUCCUGAUGUGGAUGAUGUGGUAGAUGAAAGUGAUGACAACGAUGAUACUGAAAUAGAAUCAGAAGUUGAAACUGAAGAUGACAAGGACCAAAAUUUUAAGAAUGAUGAUAUUGAAACUGACAUUAAUAAACUGAAACCUAGACAGGAACUGGGACGACCCUUAGAAGAACUGAAAAUGUAUGAGCAGUUUUUCCCAGAACUUACUGAAAACUUUCAGGAAUGUGAUUUAGUAUCCAAGGAACCAAAGCCUUUUGUACCUGAUGCAAAUCUGGGUGGACCUAUUGUGGUUCCUACAGCAGGAGAGGAGUUCUCAGCUGAAACAGAUCCAUCAGUGAUAGGAAUUUCUUUGAAGGAGAGCAAUCCAUUACUGACAGAGGAAUAUAAUAGAAGGCCAGCUUUUCUGGAACUACCAAAGAAAGAUAGUAUCAAAGACAGUAGCUUACUUCGGCAAAAUGUUCGAAGGAAUCUGCUUCCAUCAUGCGAGAGUCUGAGCCAAGAAAUUGUGAAAGGCUUGGACAGAAUCAGUCUGCAAAACACUGCAGAAAAUGAUCAGUACUAUGCUACAGAGUGUGUUAUAAAAAAAGAAAACAAAACUAGCCUCACCCCACUUGCUUGUAGUAAAACUUGUGAACAUGUUUCACCCUGUGGAAAUAGCCUUUUUGAAGGAUCAUCUGUCCAUCUUGGGAAAUUCUGCUGCACAGGAGUGGAAUCAGAGGAGGAGGAUACCAAAUCUAGUUCAUCAGGGGAACAAGUGGAGCUUGAGGUUUCUGAUAUAUCUCCUGUUCAUGACUGCGAUCUUUAUAUAGAAAUGGUGAAAACCACAAAAUCUAUUCCUGAAUAUUCAGAAGUGGCCUAUCCUGAUUAUUUUGGCCAUAUUCCACCCCCCUUUAAGGAGCCUAUCUUGGAAAGGCCUUAUGGAGUGCAAAGGACAAAAAUAUGUCAAGACAUUGAAAGACUAAUUCAUCAAAAUGAUAUUAUAGACAGAGUUGUGUAUGACCUCGACAAUUCCAGUUGUUCAGUACCUGAAGAAGUGGAUGUUUUGAAGUUUAAUUCCAAAUUUGAGUCUGGAAACCUGCGCAAAGUCAUUCAGAUUAGAAAAAACGAGUAUGAUCUAAUUCUGAACUCAGAUAUAAAUAGCAAUCAUUAUCAUCAGUGGUUUUACUUUGAAGUCAGUGGAAUGAAAACAGGCAUCGGUUACCGUUUUAACAUCAUCAACUGUGAAAAGUCAAACAGUCAGUUUAACUACGGUAUGCAGCCACUUAUGUAUUCUGUUCAGGAGGCACUAAAUUCUCGACCCUCUUGGACUCGUGUUGGGGCAGAUAUUUGUUACUAUAAGAAUCAUUUUUCAAGAAGUUCAAUUGCUGCUGGGGGUCAGAAAGGAAAAUCUUAUUACACAAUUACAUUUACAGUGACUUUUCAACAUAAAGAUGAUGUCUGCUACUUUGCUUACCAUUAUCCCUAUACGUACUCAACAUUGAAGAUGCAUCUUCAGAAGUUGGAAUCUAUGCACAACCCUCAACAGAUAUAUUUUCGACAAGAUGCUCUCUGUGAGACUCUGGCUGGCAACACAUGUCAUGUAGUCACUAUUACAGCCAUGCCAGAAUCGAGUUACUAUGAACAUAUCUGUCAAUUCAGGAAUCGUCCUUAUAUUUUCCUAUCUGCUCGUGUACAUCCUGGAGAAACGAAUGCAAGCUGGGUUAUGAAAGGAACACUGGAAUAUCUUAUGAGUAAUAACCCAAGUGCCCAAAGUUUACGAGAGUCUUACAUUUUCAAAAUUAUUCCCAUGCUCAAUCCAGAUGGUGUCAUCAAUGGGAACCACCGUUGCUCUUUAAGUGGAGAAGAUUUAAACAGACAGUGGCAAAAUCCAAAUCCAGAUCUGCAUCCCACAAUUUACCAUGCUAAAGGCUUACUGCAAUAUCUGGCUGCUAUAAAGCGUUUACCUCUGGUUUACUGCGAUUAUCACGGUCACUCUCGUAAAAAGAAUGUAUUCAUGUAUGGCUGCAGCAUCAAAGAGACAAUGUGGCACACAAAUGUUAACACUGCCUCUUGUGAUCUAGUGGAAGACCCUGGUUACAGAGUACUCCCGAAAAUCUUGAGUCAAACUGCCCCAGCGUUCUGUAUGGGCAGCUGCAGCUUUGUAGUGGAAAAGUCCAAGGAGUCAACAGCACGAGUUGUUGUCUGGAGGGAGAUAGGAGUACAGAGGAGCUACACGAUGGAAAGCACAUUAUGUGGGUGUGACCAGGGCAAAUAUAAGCACAAAAGCCUUAUAAAAGAGGGGUUGCAAAUAGGGACAAGAGAACUGGAGGAAAUGGGAGCCAAGUUCUGUGUUGGCUUACUGCGUUUAAAAAGAAUGGCUUCACCUUUGGAAUACAGUCUGCCUUCUGGUCUGCUGGAUAUUGAAAGUGAGCUGAUUGAGUCAAGCUGUAAAGUGACAAGCCCUACAACAUACGUUUUGGAUGAAGAUGAGCCUCGCUUUCUUGAAGAAGUUGAUUAUAGUGCAGAAAGUAAUGAUGAUCAAGAUGUUGAAUUAGCUGAUAAUGUGGGUGAUUAUGAGGCCAGCAAUCAAGAAGAUGGACUCUCAGACUCAGAUUCAACCAGGAUACUCCUUUCUUGAAGCAUCUUUGCAGCUGGUAAUAAGAAAUGAGGAAUCUUGGGUUCUUGUACUCACAUACUUCUUCACUCAAGUCUACUAAGGGGAUAAGCUUAAAGAACCACAGUAACUGGGUCCUUUCAAGCUCAAGGACAAUAAAUAUUUCUGAUUUCUCAUAAAUUGGCACUUAUUUUAUUUAAGGAGUUCUCUGUUUUCUCUGAGCAUGAACUAGAUAAAUUUCCUUACUGGUUCAUUUUCUACUGAGUAACAUUGCAUGACAUUUUGUGUCCUUAAAGCCUAUCAUAAAAAAAAAAAAAAGAAAAAGAAAAAAAAAAAAGGAUAAUAAUUUGUGAUGUGUCAGGAUACAGAAAUGCAUUCUUUGUGCUAGGGCUGCUUUCUGAAAAAUUCAUCUGUACAGAUUUUUUUAAAUUCUGUUUGUAUGUGUGUGUGUAUAUGCGCGUGUGUAUACUGAGGUGAAAAGGUUAUUUUUCAAUAUCAUGUUAAUACAGAUACUUGAUUGUGUUUGCAAUAAUGUAGUGCCUGCUCUGAAAUCAUUUGAUAAUUACCAAAUUAAAAAUGAAAAAGUGAUGUAUGAAUUGUUGCUCUUGUUUCUUGCUUCUGAGGAUUGUAUGAUGUUACCGUAGUACUAGCUGAAACUAUAACAUCUGUUCAUAGUACAAAGUUCUGCACUGCAACCAAUUCUGCCUGUAUUCACAAGAACUGUACACUUGUUUAAAAGUCUUUCCCUAUUAAAAAAACAUGGCUUAAUAUGAAAAGAUGAAGUGUACAUGACUACAAGAAGUGGAUUAGAUGUGUGCCUUGUAUGUAUGUUUAGCUACCUGUUGCUUGUUUUCUCUUGUUCAGUAUGCACGUAGUUAAAGAGUUCAAUUUACUGCAGGCACAAUAAUGUAUAUAUCCAAUUUAAAUGCUUAAAGAGGGAAGGUCCAAUUUUGUUGAAACAUCUUUUAAUUGGUCUGAAUUCAGUGUUAAACCUUCUCUGAGAAGGAGAUUGGACUAUGUAGCCUCCUGAGCUCCUUUCCAGCCUGAAAAACUGUGCUAUGAUUUUGUAUUCUUCAUGUCUAAAGCCAAGCUGUCAGACACGAGUUUUCAUUUUUUUGUCUUCUCCUGUCAUCUGCCAGCUCCUUUGCCUCUUAUCUUUGCUUAGUAUAAAAUCUAAUGCAGAAAUGAAGUUGCACACUUUCAUUUACAGAACUCGCAUGUUUUGCAAUGAAAAAUAUUUUUCCGAAAGAUUUUCACUGGAUGUGACCUCAUUGCAUUAUUCAUUUUCUGUUGCAUGUGCAGAGGCUUAAAGAGCAUGAAGAAUAACACUCAUUAAUUGCAGGAGGGUUUAAUUGAUGAGAACAUUGCAUUUACUAUUGCAAAUGAAACUAUAUGAAGGGUGCCAUUGGCAGAAGGAUUAAAAAAAAUCAGGGAAUUAACUGUGUUGAUUCAUUAACGCUAGGACGCUGUUUUUCACCAGGAGUUGCCAUUUCAAAUGGAGUGCUGGUUAGUGAUGUCUGUAUCAUUCUAAUUCUGAAACUGAGGAAGGGUUUCUGACCCUCUGGUGAUUUGCUGCUAUAUUUUUGUUUAAAGAUUUACAUUUAUGCUAAUAAUUACACACUGUGGAGGUGUGAGGCUAUAAUGAAGUCAGAUUCUUAUCCCCAUAUAUAUUUCUAUCUAGUGAAAAUUAUAAUUUCUCGUAUUCUUAGAGCUACAUACUGUAAACAAGAAAGUUUAUUUCAUAACCUGUUGAAGAGGUGUUACCUGCACUGAAAUUACAGGGAAUUACCUGCCAAGAAGGAGGAUUGAACUUACCACAGACUUUGAAAUAUCUUUAACCCAAUUAAAGCAGUGCAGAAUGCUCUUAUUACAGUGCCACUUUACUAGGUCUCUGCAUGAAUAGAUUUUCAUCCUUAUGGAUUCACACAUCAGUAACUUCAGUGAAUAAUUUUGGCUUAAAUUUUGGAAGGUGCAGGAUGCCAGGUGUUAGUUAACCCAACUGUGCAUUUUUUCAUGACUUCUCCUAUAAAUUUGUAUGAGUCCUGGAAUACUUUUUGCACACUACAAGCAAGACUAGAAAUGUGCUAGAUCCAAUUAGAAAUAAUUCUGGUUUAGUAGUAAAAAAACAAAUAUGGCAUUUUCAUCCAAAAUAAAUACACAUCUACAUACUCGUGUCUUGUUCAGCUUCUAGAUAGUGCAAAAAAAAAAAAAAAAAAAAAAGAA
Molecule: messenger RNA, 6947 nt
Organism: Lagopus muta (rock ptarmigan)
Lineage: Eukaryota; Metazoa; Chordata; Aves; Galliformes; Phasianidae
Gene: AGTPBP1
Product: ATP/GTP binding carboxypeptidase 1
Exons: 19
Coding region: 1617-4748 (1043 amino acids)
Biological process (GO): protein side chain deglutamylation; C-terminal protein deglutamylation; proteolysis
Molecular function (GO): metallocarboxypeptidase activity; zinc ion binding
Source: RefSeq, a predicted model, not a curated record